AUGCUCGUCUCGCGAGUGACCGCAACAACCAUCCUCCUCACCCUCCUCGCGCCCUUCACCGCCGCCACACCGCAACAGGAACCACAACAACGAGAAAAACACCACCUCGAGCAGCAGGAUCCACUUUCUGAGGCAGACCAGCUCCACACCCUGCCACCUCAUCAACCGUCUCUCGCAGGCAUCGCAGAGGCGCAAGGUCCCAACUUCCUCUCACCCCCUACCACCUACGAAGCCAUGUCGUCCUCCGUCGCCCGGACGGCCCCGCUCGUGUUCCCGGCCGCGGGUAAGCAUACGGCCACCGUCAUCUUUGCCCACGGCCUCGGCGAUACGGGGCAUGGAUGGGCGAGCGCCGUUGAGAACUGGCGGCGGAGGCAGAGGCUUGAUGAGGUCAAGUUUAUACUGCCUCAUGCGCCUCAGAUCCCCAUUACCUGUAACUGGGGCAUGCGCAUGCCGGGUUGGUUCGACAUUAAAGUCCUUGAUGGCACAGUCGAGGCCCUCCGCGAAUCCGAAGACGAGCGGGGGAUCCUCGCCUCGUCAGAGUACUUCCAGCAGCUCGUCCAGGCCGAGGUGGACGCCGGCAUCCCCGCCGAGCGCGUCGUCCUCGGCGGCUUCAGCCAGGGCGGCGCGAUGGCCAUCUUUUCGGGGUUGACGGGCAAGCAUCGGAUCGGCGGCAUCGUGGGCCUGUCGUGCUGGCUGCUGCUGAGCAACAAGUUUGCCGGGCUUGUGCCGGCCGAGAAGGCGAACCAGGAGACGCCUGUGUGGUUGGGCCACGGGGACGCGGAUCCGCUUGUCAGGCCCGAGUUGGGGGCGCUGAGUAUGGAUGCGUUGAAGGGGCUUGGGUAUAAGGUGUCGAGGACGCUUUACCCGGGCAUGGGUCACGCCGCUUGCCCUGAAGAGUUGGACGACGUCGAAGCCUUCUUGUUGGAGAGACUCCCGCCUACGCAGAAGUAG
Molecule: messenger RNA, 951 nt
Organism: Colletotrichum fioriniae
Lineage: Eukaryota; Fungi; Ascomycota; Sordariomycetes; Glomerellales; Glomerellaceae
Biological process (GO): protein depalmitoylation
Cellular component (GO): cytoplasm
Molecular function (GO): palmitoyl-(protein) hydrolase activity; carboxylic ester hydrolase activity
Source: RefSeq, a predicted model, not a curated record